GCACGUUACGACACUCCCGACGAGGUGGAUGUCUACCUCGACACAUUUCUCUUGCUAGGCGGUCGUUAUCUGGACACUGCUCGUCUAUACCCUCCAGAGGCUCCGGGGACGGCGGAAGUAGGGCUCGGCAAGGUCGAGGCAGGGAAGAAGUUCAUAAUCGACACCAAGGUCUUUUCCCAAGCCCCUGGUAGCGCCGCGACGGAGACGGUUCAUGAGAACGUCAAUACCUCACUCAAAGUUUUGAAUACCCUGUAGAUCAAUGUGGAGUAUUUACACCUUCCAGAUAGAACAACGCCGAUCGAGGUGCCACUUGAGGCUUUGAAUGAUACAUACAGAGAUGGAAAAUUCAAGCACUUUGGCUCAUCGAACUAUACUGCAGAUGAGGUGGAAAAUGUCAUCCGAAGAUGUGAUGACAAGGGUUAUGUCAAGCCCACGGUCUGCCAAGGGCAAUACAACCCAACUGCGGGAAGAGGCGGGAAAGAACUGUUCCCAUUGCUGCGAAAGCAUGGUAUCGCCUUCUAUGCGUGG
Molecule: messenger RNA, 528 nt
Organism: Exophiala aquamarina CBS 119918
Lineage: Eukaryota; Fungi; Ascomycota; Eurotiomycetes; Chaetothyriales; Herpotrichiellaceae
Exons: 1
Source: RefSeq, a predicted model, not a curated record